Messenger RNA from Saprolegnia parasitica CBS 223.65, 855 nucleotides. RefSeq lists its product as hypothetical. The record is from RefSeq and is a predicted model, not a curated record. The transcript has a single exon. Lineage: Eukaryota; Oomycota; Saprolegniomycetes; Saprolegniales; Saprolegniaceae. Bases 1 to 855 code for a protein of 284 amino acids.
AUGAACGCUAGCGACUCGGGCGUCGCUACUAGUAUCGUCGAUCGGUGCCGCUGCCGCUACAUGCAUUUCGAUUCGACGCAGUCGAGCAGGUCUCCAUCACCACAGCCAAUCGCAAGUCAGCGGCGUCUGGCCCAGCCAAUCAUGGAUCAACAGCUGGUGGCGGUUUUCUCGAUCAGCCGUCCGCGAGCAUUUUGGCGAUCGACCUCGCUGUGUGUAUCUGGGGCGCCGACUUCCGCGACCCGUCUGGCGCCACCACCGUACACGUCGAAGUCCUCACCGACAACACCACAGCCCUCGCUUGGUCGUCGUCGCUGUCCAGCAGCAACAAUCCUCAGCGCCAACAUCUACAUGCACGUCGCAGUGGCCCAAGCCGUGCACCGUCUACACAUCACAGCCCGCCAUAUCGCCGGUUGCGACAACAUUCUCGCAGACGCGGGGUCGCGAGCAGCGGUCGAACCGUUCACGUCAAAGUGGCAGGAGCUGACCUACGAGUGGUCGGAAACCCCCGUCCCGGCGCAACUCCGAUACAUGUACCGGGCGUUUGACUCCGAGCACAUUGCAGCCUUGGCUAUCGGCAUUUGGCAACGCUACGCCCAGGUUUGGCGCGAAUGGUCAGUUUGGCGCGACCGCAUCGGCUUCGGACACUGGCUUCCUCGACCCCCGCGGCCCACGGCACUGAGCUCUCCGCGUCCGCAAGCGAGCUCUUCCAUCGCGAGCGCUCGCCCAACCGCGCCAGCGCCAUCAGACGCAAGCUCGCAACGAUCGGACGGUUCCACAAGUGCGCAAGGAGAUGCCACAUCCAUUGCGGGGCGGGGGACAUCGAUAGGCGCCACCUCUCCAACGAAUCGAAAAUGA